This is a messenger RNA of Trichoderma virens Gv29-8, 1302 nucleotides long. RefSeq lists its product as uncharacterized. Gene Ontology annotation, cellular component: mitochondrial inner membrane. The annotation marks the transcript as partial. Gene Ontology annotation, molecular function: oxidoreductase activity, acting on NAD(P)H, heme protein as acceptor. NCBI's taxonomy places the organism in Eukaryota, Fungi, Ascomycota, Sordariomycetes, Hypocreales, Hypocreaceae. The record is from RefSeq and is a predicted model, not a curated record. The transcript has 3 exons. Gene Ontology annotation, biological process: heme A biosynthetic process.
GGAGCCUUGACCUUCUUCCGCUUGGGACCUUCUUCUUCGUCCUCCUCAUCCUCAUCCUCCCUGGCGGCCCAAAGUGCUGCGGCUGCGGCAUCUCAGGCGCAGGGCCAAGCUUCAAAGGCAUUCCCUAAGAAAACCACCUCCAAGGCAGUCGCAUUAUGGCUCAUUGGCAGCGCUGCUAGCUGCUUCGGCAUUGUCGUCUUUGGUGGACUAACAAGAUUGACCGAGUCUGGACUCAGCAUAACGGAAUGGAGACCUGUCACCGGCUCUUUGCCUCCCAUGUCGCUUGCCGACUGGGAGUCUGAAUUCGAAAAAUACCGUGCGUCUCCGGAAUUCAAGCUGCUCAACCCUCACAUGACGCUCGAGGAGUUCAAGAAGAUUUACUUUAUGGAAUGGACUCAUCGUCUCUGGGGCCGCUUCAUCGGUCUUUCGUUUGUCCUCCCCUCGCUAUACUUUGUCGCGCGCCGCCGAGUCUCUCCCAGAAUGGCCGUCAACCUGCUCGGCAUCUCCAGCUUGAUCGGCUUCCAGGGCUUCAUUGGCUGGUGGAUGGUCAAGUCUGGUCUCAAGGACGAUCUCUUUGCUCCUGGCUCUCACCCGCGCGUCUCUCAAUAUCGAUUGACCACGCACUUGGCUACCGCUUUCGUCUGCUAUUCCUGGAUGCUCAUGUCUGGCCUGACCAUCCUCCGUACCCGCCGUCUGCUCGCCGACCCCGCUGCCGCCUCUGCUGCCAUUAAAGCCAUCAAGAACCCCGCGCUCAACGCUUUCAGGCGCUCAGUGCUUGGCGUCACCGGCCUCGUUUUCCUGACUGCCAUGUCCGGCGGCUUGGUUGCCGGUCUCGACGCUGGCCUCAUCUACAACGAAUUCCCCAAGAUGGGUCUUGGCUUCACUCCACCCAAGUCCGAGCUCUGGGACAAGUUCUACUCCCGCAAGGAAGACGGCUCUGACCUGUGGUGGCGCAACAUGCUCGAGAACCCCAGUCUCGUCCAGCUUGACCACCGAAUCCUAGCCAUUACGACCUUUUGCACAAUCUUGACCCUCUUCGCAUACGCCCGCACCGGAAAGGUCGCCGCCGCACUCCCCAGGAACGCAAAGAAGGGCACUACUGGCCUCGUCCAUCUUGUCACCUUGCAAGCAGCCCUUGGUAUCUCCACUCUCAUUUACAUGGUUCCCACACACUUGGCGGCCACUCACCAGGCUGGCAGCCUUGCUGUUCUUACGGGCGCCCUGGUACUCGCUCACCGACUUCACAUCCCAAAGUCGACGGUGCGAAUGAUUGAGCAGAAGUUGAAGCAGAUUAAGCCAUGA